Angiostrongylus costaricensis is the source of this 936-nucleotide messenger RNA. The record is from the annotation of a GenBank genome assembly. Lineage: Eukaryota; Metazoa; Nematoda; Chromadorea; Rhabditida; Metastrongylidae.
AUGACGAUCUCAACGAGGAUCAAAACGAAGAAACCAGUAGUUGAUGAGAUCAUCUCUGAACAAUUCCUUGCCGCUGAACUUGACGAGGUCGAGAAACUUCAAGAGGAAAGCAAAAAGAUAUGGUUACAACUUCUGGUGAGAACCUCAUUUCUGCAAGCACAUUCCUUCACAACGUACAACUACAAAACAAAAGUGGUUUAUCGAAAUGUGGCUCUGUUUGCUGCAUUGCACGUCGGUAGCCUGAUCGGCCUCUAUCAGGUGAUUUUCGAAGCGAAAUGGCAGACGGUGAACGACAUUAUCGAAUGGGCUCGUGACCAUCGUUGUCAUCACAAGUGGACAGACACUGACGCCGAUCCACAUAACACCACUCGAGGAUUCUUUUUCGCCCAUAUGGGAUGGCUUCUAAUGAGAAAACACCCACGGAUUAAGGACUACGGGAAGAAACUAGAUUUGUCCGAUCUCUUUGCUGAUCCCGUUUGUACAUUCCAGAGAAAGUACUACAAGCCAUUAGUUCUCAUUUGCUGUUUCUUACUACCGACAGCGAUUCCGGUGAAAUUCUGGGAUGAAUCGGUAUUCGUUGCGUUCUACACUGCUGGACUACUACGCUAUUGCCUUCUAUUGCAUGCUACCUGGUUGAUUAACAGUGCUGCUCAUAGGUUUGGGUUCAAGCCAUAUGACAAGGCUAUUACAUCCGUGGAAUCUGUUUGGACCACAGUAUCCGCUAUUGGCGAAGGGGGUCAUAAUUUCCAUCAUACCUUCCCACAGGAUUACCGUACAUCGGAAUACUCGCUGAACUUGAACUGGACUCGACUAUUUAUUGACACUUGUGCAGCACUGGGUCUCGUAUACGAUCGUAAAUCGUUCUCAGAUGCCGUCAUUCAGCGCCAAUGCGAAAAGCAUGGAGAUCCUGCCCUACGUGGCAAGGCAUUUUUGUGA